Messenger RNA from Penicillium digitatum Pd1, 972 nucleotides. Its product is annotated as replication termination factor 2. Gene Ontology annotation, cellular component: nucleus. NCBI's taxonomy places the organism in Eukaryota, Fungi, Ascomycota, Eurotiomycetes, Eurotiales, Aspergillaceae. Gene Ontology annotation, biological process: mitotic DNA replication termination; site-specific DNA replication termination at RTS1 barrier. The record is from RefSeq and is a predicted model, not a curated record.
AUGGGUAAUGACGGUGGCAGUAUUCCGACUCGCCGAGAGCUCGUCCGCGAAGCAGCCCGCGCCCCAAGCACAGCGCAAGUAAAAGAAACCCAGCGCGAGCAGCAAGAACACUCCUGGACUACCUGUCCGCUCUCACACAGGUUCCUAUCGCGGCCAAUAGUAUCUGACUCUGUUGGGAAUCUUUACAAUAAGGACGCUAUACUCCAGUUCCUGCUCCCGGGCGACGAUAUCGAGGGCAUUAGCUCCAAGGCCAACUGCGAAGAGAUCCUGUGUGGACGAGUGAAGUCGCUCCGGGAUGUGGUUGAGAUGAAAUUUGAAGUUGAUACAGAGCUUACUGAGCACCCGUCAGGCCGUGCUUAUGCGCCACGUGAGCGCCGUGAGGGCUGGAUCUGCCCGGUCACCGCAAAGCCGCUAGGCCCGAGUGUGAAGUCUGUAUACCUAGUGCCGUGUGGACAUGUAUUUGCAGAGGAGGCUAUCAGGCAGCUCAAAGGUGACAAGUGCUUGCAGUGCAAUGAACCCUACACCGAAGACAACAUCAUAAACAUACUUACUACCAAAAAAGAAGAUAAGCAACGUCUGAUAGCACGAGGCCAGAAACUUGCUGAACAGGGCCUCACACACUCGCUCAAAAAAGCUCCUGGCUCAAAGAAGCGCAAGAAGAACGCCACUGCCGAGGACACCACUGAUGCUCCCGGUACCAUAGAGCCUGCUGGCCUGGUAGUACCGAAGAAAUCUUCAGAUUCGAAAAGCCGAAGUAACACUUCCACGCCAGUGCCUAGCACUGCUUCUGGCAGUGGAAUCAAGAACGCUGCUACCUCUUCGCUCACUGCCCGCGUGUUGGCGGAGGAGAAUGAGAAAAAGAAGCGCCGGAAGAUGAUGGGUCAAAAUGAAAAUCUCGACAGUCUAUUUACCAAGAAGGACGGCGGGUCCAAUAAUCGUGAUUUCAUGACCAGAGGAUUUUCAAUAUCAUGA